Messenger RNA from Exaiptasia diaphana, 3788 nucleotides. Its product is annotated as cyclic nucleotide-gated cation channel alpha-3. The record is from RefSeq and is a predicted model, not a curated record. Gene Ontology annotation, cellular component: membrane. NCBI's taxonomy places the organism in Eukaryota, Metazoa, Cnidaria, Anthozoa, Actiniaria, Aiptasiidae. Bases 583 to 3051 code for a protein of 822 amino acids. Gene Ontology annotation, biological process: transmembrane transport; monoatomic ion transport. Gene Ontology annotation, molecular function: protein-containing complex binding; monoatomic ion channel activity. The transcript has 10 exons.
CCCAAAUGAAAAUUWAAAWAAUACAUCUUGAUUAAUGGGUGAUAUUCAUCGAGACAGUGCAACCUGUUUUGUUGAGCUAUCACUUACCGAGGACAUAGCAUGAAUAAACAUGAAUCCUUUUUCAGUAUACCAAACACAUUUUAACAGUACACUACUGUACACGAUCAAACAAGAAGGAUAAUGCAACCACAUCCAACCAGCUAUGGUUUGAAUACGUUUUUCGUCUACAAAAUAAUACUUGACUGAAGACUGGAUUGGAAAACACUGCUAAUAGUGUAUAUUUACACUGUAAAAGAACCAGCGACAGAGACUGAUCUCACUUGAUUGAACAACUUAAUCCCUUUACAAAGAAAAAGUACUUCACUAUAACAACUCCUAAUAUAUGCUGUCAUAAACAGUUUGUAACUAUUGGUUCUGCUUGCAAGAGAAUCAUCACAACCUCUCUCUCAGAAGAGGGACUCUUACAGCCGACACCGAAUGACUUUCUUACGGCUUCGUAGCAUUUUAAGRUCAUUCUAUGUGAUUUGUUCUUAGUUCGAUUUGGACGAGCUUGUCAAACUGCUAGCACUGGCUACUUGUAAAAUGUCAGAAAAAGUCGUACACUUUGAAAAUUACGUUUCAACGUCAGACGAACAAGCCAUAACAGGUGAAUCCGGCGCUACGAAUGAACCGUUCACUGAAAGUACUACUAUAUCCACAGAAAACCAUCUUAGCUGCAAUGACAACGAAGAGAAGUUAAAGGCUACCGACAAAUGGAGGUCUGUAGGGCGACGAAUUCAGUCGGCAAUGUGCAUAAAGAAUACGGUCCAGCCAGUGCGUUCCAGGAGAAARUCAAUCUGGAGAACCCCAACUGAAACGAUUGAUCCUUUUAUACAGAAAUUCAGUACAAGAUCAGAUAACCGUAAAACAACACCACCAAAGCGAACAUCCAAGAAGAUCUCACAUAAAGUGUCCAUUGAAAACAAUUUGCAGACAAUAGCGGAGUCUCAGUUCCAGCCAAACGACAGUGAUAUUCUAAGUGAUGAUGUAGAUACAGGUUACAGAGGUGCAUUACCAUGCAGUAUACGAACUGUGUUCGCUCCAGAGGGUUUGUUUAUCUAUUCGUGGUCAUAUUUUGUCGCUUUUUCUAUUCGUUAUAAUUUAUGGGUUCUUAUAACGAGAAUAGCAUUUCCAAAGGCGCAAUCUGAAUUCAAAAACGUUUGGUUAGUUUUCGAUUACAUCUGUGAUCUGAUCUAUUUUAUAGACAUGCUGAUAUCGUUUAGAACUGGAUAUCUCGACCAAGGAAUCUUGGUAACAGAACCAGGAAAGAUCGCAGCAUCUUAUAUCAAAUCAAAACGAUUUUUAGCAGACAUACUGUCUCUUUUCCCUACAGACUUUUUCCACGUAUUUUAUUCAGUAAAUCUACCUCUUCUUCGCCUCAAUAGACUUAUCAAAUCUUACAAAAGCCUUGGAAUAAAAGAUAUAAUGGAAUCCCACACCAACUACCCUACGUUUUACCGCGUUUUCUUUCUGUUACAUCUGAUGUUUGUAUUGAUUAAUUGGAAUGCUGGCAUAUAUUUCAUGAUAUCGAGAGCUGAGGGAUUUGGAACUAACCAAUGGGUUUACGUGGGAAAUGGUUCGYUAUACCAGCAAUAUCUAAAGUCUCUUUACUGGUCKACGUUAACACUAACGGCAAUUGGAGAUCUCCCUUCACCCGCAACGAACUAUGAAUACAUAUACACUAUCGCUUGUUAUUUAUGUGGUGUAUUUAUGUUCGCUACUAUUGUUGGUAAUGCYGGGAACAUCAUCGUCAACAGCAAUGCUGGUAGAAUGGAAUUUGAACGACAAAGGGAAAGCACAAAAACCUACAUGCAGAAGAACAAAGUCCCGAAAGAUUUACAGCGUCGCGUUUUGAUGUGGUACGACUAUACAUGGAACCGUGGACGAAUUGGCAACAGUAGCUACGACCUAAAUACACUGACCCUUCUUCCAGACAAACUCAAAACAGAAAUCGCCCUCCAUGUCAACUUAGAAACUCUGAGUAAAGUAACAUUUUUACAAAAGUGCCAGCCAGAAUUCCUUCAUGAUCUUGUUUUAAAAAUGAAAUUACGAAUAUUCACACCCGGGGAUUAUAUCUGUCGCCAUGGCGAAGUAGCACGGGAAAUGUACGUCAUCAUCAAUGGGAAAAUAGAGGUUGUUGGCGAUAGUGGACAGGUAUUGAAAGUCUUAUCUGGAGGAGAUUUCUUUGGAGAGAUUGGCAUUCUUAGUUUAAGUGAAGGCCAAAACAAACGAACCGCUGACAUUCGUACUGUGGGAUAUGUGGAAUGCUUUGUGCUGUCAAAAGAAGACGUACUGAGUGCAACACGUGACUUCCCUGAAGCGCAGGCUGUUCUGGCCGAAUAUGGCCGCCGGCGUCUGGAAGGACAAACAACAUGUAAAGACCCUCGUUUAGUUGACAUGGAAGACUGUAAACCAGUGAACUCUAUACCAUCUUUACCGAGUGUCAAYGGAUCAAUACCCCAGCUAUCUAGCGAAUCUCUUAAACCAACAUUUCAACUCUCGAAAUCAAUACGGACGUCACGGGCCGGUUUACUCGACCCAAUCGAUACUCGUCCGUCAAAUCUCCCAGAAAACAUUAUAGACAAAAAUAUUGAAAAAGGCUCAAUUCCUAGUAUCACGAAUACCGAAGACUAUGAUGACGUCAUUAUGAAAAUGAUGACGUCAUCGUGUCAAGAGGUCGUCAGUUACGUAAGGGAGCUGUGGAAACGGAAAGAAGAGUUGAAAAAGAAAGAGAYUGAUGUUAAGUUAGAGGCUUUAAAAGAAGAGUUAACAGUUAGAUGUGAACGUAUUGAUCAGAUGCAGCAGUUAAUUUCAGCUCAGGAGGCCGAACUUCAAGCGUGGAGGGAAGUAGUACAUGAAUUAGAAGACAAACGAAUGGAAGACACGAGGAGAAUAGAAGCCCUWRUACAAGAUAACCAGACAUUGAACGCUGAACUUCAAAGAUGCAGUUGUGGUGGUCAGMGGCGUGGAAGGACUGGGUUACAGCUUGAUACAAACGACACGUUAUGUUAAGGUUGACAAACGCCGCACUGAAACUUUGGAUAAAUUACCCUUAAAAGGCUUCCUGAGAUGAGAUAUGAGAUAUUCUAUCUGAGAGGAUGAAAACGGAUGGGAGAAGAGGGGGGAGGAGGGGAGAGGAGGGGAGAGGAGGGGAGGAGGGCUUAAUGUCUUGAUACAAGCAUGCUAUAACAUUGCAGUGCGCGUUUCAAGUAUUUUUAAUAAAUGUUCAAUGCGCUGCAAUUAGACGAUCGUGUGAAUAUUCAUUUUAAUAUUUAUAUAAAAUAAAUGCACAUUGCACAUUAUGAAAAAUACGCGCACUGUAAUGUCGAAAGCUUGUCACAGCUAUUAACAGRAUUUAGAAAUUACUUUGUUCCUGGAGUGCACAUGGCAUAAACAUCGAGUAAACGUUCUGSACACAAAUAUGUUCAAAAUUUUGUUUUUGUUUUACGCAGUUGGAAUGAGAUCCCAUGUGCUUAAAGUAUAUUAAUCUAUGAAUUUCAUUGACAAAAAUGAAUGUACAUAUGUCAAUGAUUACACCAAAAAUUACAUGGUUUUAUUGAAGAUCUGUACGAUCGUAUCUUUGGAAAGCCAAUAUAUUAGAAAGACUAGAAAAGAAAAAAAUACUUUGCGUUGACGAUCUUGGAUAUUGUAAAUGAAUAAAGAACAAAAAGUAUGUUGAUAUUUAACAGAGUAAAUCAAAAUGAAUAUAUUUAAUGUAUUAUAACAAAAUAAAAGUUUCAAAAUCUUCA